AUGAUGUCUACGGUUACAACCCUGAAAUCAUUUCAGACCAUAAGAUGUAGAGUUUCUACUAUUUAUUGUGCAACAUAUUACAGUUUCUCUGUAGAUGCCUCAAAAUUCAGUUUCAGACAUCUUCCUCGAGCUUUAGGUUUCACUGCAUUUGAUAGAGACAAUGUGAGGGAAUGGCCUACACUUCGGAGUCCAGAAAGGAGGCAGCAGAAAAUAGUACCUCAUCAUAGCUACAAUUCUGGGACAAUGUCCUGCUCGGCUCUUCAAAAUACUGGCACAAUGAAUGAUUUGGUACAUUCUGGGAGAAUUUUAUUUCCUGCAUCUGUAAGUCAAACAUUCACCUAUCGAGCGUACUCUUCACCUACAGGUAACAAUCGUGAUUCUGUAGAAUUUACACCAGCAUCCUCCAAGGCAGAAUUUCCUAUACAAAGCACUGAGGCUGGAGGUAACGAGUGGGUUGAUAUCUUUAAUCGAGCUUACCAGUCUGCUUUGGAUGCUGCCACUAACACUCAGAGGAUGGCUAAAGAAGCAUCUGAUGAGGUGGUUCCUUAUAUUGAUCGGCUGUUUGAAUCACAUCCGUAUCUGAAAGAAAUUGUUAUUCCUGUCGGUUGGACUUUAUCAGCGACAGUUUUGGCUUGGCUUGUGCUUCCAAGGCUUCUGAGGAGACUUCACCAUUAUGUCAAUCAAACUUCUAUUGCGUUAUUAUCAGGAGGAUCACCUCAGGAAUCUGUUCCAUAUGAGAAAAGCCUGUGGGGUUCUUUGGAAGAUCCUGCAAGAUAUCUGAUUACGUUUAUUGCUUUCUCACAGCUGUGAGUUCCUCUUAUGAUACGCAUGCUCGUAUGUCUUUCAUGUUGGAUUUCGGAUUUUUCUGCUUGAUUUAUAAUGGAUUUUUCAUCUAUAACGUGGAUGUGAUUUGCUACUAACAACUAUGGAAGGUUUUCAGUAAGACUGGUAAUGCCUUUUUCUAGUGUUUCUUCAGUUAGAAUGCUGCUUUACGGGUUGUGAAUGCAUUACAGAAAAAGGCAGCAUUACUAUUUCACAUUGAAGCAUUCUAACAUCUCUUCGGUUAGAAUGCCUUUUUCACUCGUCUCUUCAUUGAUUUUAAGCCUAAUUUAGUAGCUAGUUUUGGGAAAUUGUGCAAUCAUAAUAUCAUUAAAACAUUUUUUGAGAUAUCACCCGUAAAUCAGACAGACUGGAACUGACCUUUGAACUCGAGUGCUCUAAAAUAACUUAGUCUUUGAUAAAUUAGGUUCCAUCCUAUCUAUUGAACACUUUGUGCGGUAAAAGCCUUUUUUGAAUAACAUUAUCCAAUAUGUCUUGUUUUCGUUUCUCAUGAAUGAGAAAAGUCUUGAGUAAAGGAAAUUGUUUCAUGUUCUGUCUUUGUGGCAGUUUAGGUGGUAAACAUUGACGAUCCAGAAUAUUCUCAGACUUAAUAUCGAAGAGGAAAAAUGUAAACUGUUUACAUGGAAUUGCCUCUUUGAAAGCCCUAUGACACAUUUUGAGUUUUUUUCUCAUCAGGUUGCACUUGAGGAAUGACAUCAUGGAGGCAUACACAUGAAAGUAUUCUGUAAAGAUGCUAAGAUCAUCAUUCACAUAACGUUGGCAUGUGUACUUUUUAAUAUGAAUGAUGUCGAAAAAAUGUGAAGCACUAGUGAUCCAUAUUCUUACAUUCGACCAUAGACCAAGGAGAUUUGUCAACUGUUUUUCUGUUUGAAAAGUCUGACACAAUCCGUGAUCAUGAACUCGCAACAUUCAUCUGUCACCUGCACGCAAAGGAUUCAUAUCAUUUCAUUCAUCUAACAGGUUAUGUAAGCAUGGAUCAUACUGUGAAUCAAGCACGGCUGAAUUAUGUAUCACGAGAAUCAUUAUCUCACUGUUAUAAUACUAGAGAGUUAUCUUGAUACCCUGAUCCAUACGUGUUAUAAUUAUUUAAAGUAAUAGUUAUAAACAACCAUUGUUGUGAUCGUUCAACUAUGUAUAUCAAGCACAUCAUUUACUGUGAAUCGAAGGAGUCAUGCCAUUUAAUUAUUAUGUAAAUCAUUAUAGCCCUUCUUUUAUGAUCGACUUUGCAUGCCAUUAUGGAUCAUGUAAAUGUGUGAUAAGGAUUACAAUUAUAGUCGUGUGAAAUCAUAUCCUUGGGCCAACGUCCUUAGUCCAUUGUUGUAAACGUUUAUCUCAUCACUUGGAUCUUGUAUGCUCAUAAUAGUUAUGAAAUAUACAAAUCUAUUGAAAUCAUACGAUAUCAUGUCAUGUCAUAUAUUUUUACAUUGUUGUUAUUAAUGUGAGAAAUGUGAAAGAUCUAUGAAUAAUAGUUCUUUGCCUUUCUUGUACAGGGGUGUUUUCAUUGCACCAACUACUUCCCAAUAUCUUUCUCAAGCAUGGAGGGGUGCACUUGUCCUUUCAGUUGUUUGGUUUCUGCAUAGGUGGAAGACAAACAUAUUUUCCCUUGGACUCACAAAACGAGUGACAUUAGGGUUGGAUCGUGAUAGGUUGGUAGCUUUGGACAAGUUAUCAUCUGUAGGCUUAAUUAUACUUGGCAUGAUGGCGUUAGCUGAGGCUUGUGGCAUAGCUGUGCAAUCAAUUUUAACUGUUGGUGGGAUAGGAGGUAUAUUUAUGUUAUUGCGUCUUGCAGUUAGUAGGAAAAUAAUGUUCAAUCUUUAAGCUUUACUGUCUUCCUGAAACCACAAUUCUACAACAAGCUUACAGUUAGCCAUUUUCCUUUCAAGUACACUUGGGGGAUAUAUUCCUGAUGUGGUGGUCUUUACUUUUUGGCAGUGUUGAGGGGAUUGGAGAACACCAAACACAUUUUCUCAGUCGAUAUGAUCUAACUAUAAUUAAGCCUGAAGCCACGCCUUGCCCAGUCAGAUAGUAUUCGGUUUUAAGGCUUAAAAUUACGUCUGGAAAGAAUAAUUGAUCUAACCCUUUCCAUAUGUGGACCAAAUUAGGCUUCAUAAGCCCGGAACCUUUUUAAAAUUGUAAUGAGCGAGUCCCAUGGCUACUCAUGUGGCAGCUAGUCUUCCUCCCUUACACUCUUGCUCUCCAGUGCGACCUGUUGACUAUUUGAAUUGUUGGGAUUUGAAGAUACUGGAUCUUUUCUUCUGCCCGAACCCAGAACUCCUUCAUGCUUAAACUCACUGUGGUCCCAACAUUAAGAUUUUGCUGACUGGAUUUCAGUGACUGCUUUGACGUCAAAUGUCACUCAUUGAAUAGUUAUAUCAUGUUGAAUUUAUUUUACUUACGAAAAAAAAACAGAGCCAUAAUUCAUGAAUGAGCUGAUUCGUGUUUUGUCUAUGGAACUUCUCUCUUUAAUUCAGGAUAAUCUGCCAACAUGAUGACGGGGUUCUCUUAUUGGCCUCUCUUUUUCACUUCCAGAAGCUUUUAUUUGUUAAUUUUGUCUUUCUACAAUGAAAGUUGCUUAGUUAUGGAUUCCUGAUUUUUAAAGUUGUCUUUGAGAAUGACCAUUGUUUUUGGUGAUCUUUCUCGGAGUUGUAGAUUUUCUAAAUUUUGUUAAUUUUUAAAAUCUUUGAAACCAUGUUCGAAUCCUGAACUUCAUUAAUAUCUCUUCUAAAUAUUUGAAUACAUUUUUCUAAUUUCUUUGAAUCAUUUUUGAUGAUGUAAUAGCAUAGAAAACAUAGAGGAAAGGAAACAUUGGAAAGUUGCUGAGGUAUGGGUUCCUUUUCCAAGAUGUGUAGGAUUUAGAUAAACCAUGCACGUUGGAUUGAUUCAGACGGAGAUCUCCUUUUACCUUACAAACUUAAUGGAAAGUCCUGCAAGUAAGAUAUCUACGGCUGCAAAUUUUUGCAAAAUGGUCAUAUCUGAUUUUUCGGGGAGUUUGGAAGACUUUCAGAUCGUGGGGAAAGCUCUAGUGAUGAAUUUGUUUGCAGACAAACACGUGAGUCUUAUUUUCCGAUAACAACAACACACCCAAAAACAACCAACGUGGAAAAAAACCCCUCUCAAUUCUGCUGCCAAUUAAGAACCCCACGAGAUGAGGGGUGUUAGGAAGAAUAGGGCAGCCAUGUUCUGAUACUAUGCUGGACACAUGAAAUGUAGAUGGACAAAAUGUGAUUUCCAUCUUAUUACUAGUGCCAGAGGCUAAUAAAUGCAUACAAGAGAUGCCCCCGCUAGAAUGCCUGACAAUGCCACAUUUGAAUACAGUAUGCACAAAAGUUCUAUGCACUUGGAUGAUAAUUCCACAAGAGAAGCUUUUCUGAUUUGUAAAAUCUUCUGCCUGUCAGAGGUUUUAUUUGCCUUAAUGGAUCGAAUUACUGAGGCACUCAUUGGUGUGAUUCCCUGAAGUUGUGCUUUUGAAGGAUUAAUAUGAAUAGGACAUAGCCAUCAUCUUUCUCUAACAUAAAUUACAGCUAAGAGAAUCUUCAUUGAUGCAGGGGUGGCCACUGCUUUUGCUGCUAAAGAUAUCCUUGGCAAUCUUCUCAGCGGCCUUUCUUUACAGUUUUCACAUCCCUUCUCAAUUGGUGAUAGUAUUAAGGUAUCUUGGCUACUUCUUACAUUUGCUGUGGACUUUUCCUCUUUCCCCGGAUUACUUCACAUGAUGGUGAUUUAGUUACUGUGUUUUGGCUAUCAAACUGGGAAUUUGCAUACCCAUGAUAAGAUCCCAAUUUUGUACCCUAGUGUAGUGGCUCUGAAAGUAUAGAUAAUACCUUUCUUCGCAGACUGCACUAUAAGGACCAUCUUUUAAUUAAGUUCUUUAUAAGUUACUAAACCGUACCAGGACUUUAUGCAGAUUCAAAAAUAUUACAGUAGGCAUAGUAGUGCUAGGAAAAAAAUUGCGAGAGACCAACUGAAGGUUCUGUUUUCUUGUGAAGUAUCAGAAUCACAAUAGGUCUCCAUCCAGCAUUUCUUGCACUCUUAUUAGUUUUUAUGAAUUCCUGAUUCAGAAUAAAUCAUUUGUGUUUUCCAUCAUACGAAGUUGGGAUGAAACUUGUGAUGGAUCACAGGUUGUGCUCCUCUGCCAUCUUGGUUAUUCAAUAUCUAGAAUUUUGUUUAAGGCAUAGGUACACUUGAUGCUCUGUUGCCUGCUUAAUUCUAUUCCUUUUCCUAUUUGGCCCAGUCCCAUUUGUAAGAUGAAAGCAUAUCUUGUAAGAUGAAAACCUUCAAUUCAAUGAUCCUGGAUUGGCCAAUCCAAUCGGGGUUCGAUUUAGGUGAAUUGUGUUUAUCCCAAGUCAUUCAAUAUUCACGUGAUAUGAAAUACAUGAAACCCAUGCUCUGGUGUCUACAUAGUUUUACAAGAAACAAUGAAAGGUUGUAAUAAUGUUUUUCCAUCAGUCAUGGGGGUGACGGUCGCAAACUGGUUUGCAUUCUGUCAUAGUGUACCUUUUUCCCUUGCACGUGCCAAAACAAACCAUAUGAAUCCAUGCACCAAAGAUACCCAAAUGCAUAUUUAGAUCAUAAUAUAUGGCUUUCUGAAUGUUUGUGCAAUAUCCUUCGUAUUCACAAUGCUUUUGAUUGCGUUUGUACCUGUGUGUCACCAAUUCCUGGCUAUCUAUUCUACCGAUGAUCUUUCAUUGUUGUUUAUUAUUAUAGUUUUGGCAGAUGGGCGUUCCUGAUUGUUUGUUUUGAUUUUCUUGAACCAUUACUUACCUUUUCAUUCGCUGGACUCAAUUUGUAAAUUUUCUGUGAUUUUUCCUGCUCCAUCUUAUUAUUCUCUCAUGGUGGUCAACAAGUGCAUUGGCAUUACUUUCUGUCUUUGAUGUUCAAACUUCAUUAUACUAUGGUUAUCAUUCAAGAAUCAUUUAUAGGCUGGAUCAAUAGAGGGCCGAGUGGUGGAAAUGGGUCUCACAACCACGUCUUUGAUUAAUCAAGAGAACUUCCCUAUCAUUGUCCCAAAUUCACUCUUUUCCAGCCAGGUAUGUUUUUCUCUUCUUUCAUGUAGUCUUGGUCCAGUAAAUAUUUCUGGACUACCAAUUGAUAUUAGGUAUUGUCAAAUUCAGAUGUUUUAUCUCUGUGAUAUAGUUCAUAUCUCAGAUGCAAUUAUCUUGAUAAUAAGCACAUUCAAUUUUAUUUCCAUUGUCCUAUUAGGUCACCAGCCUGACUUUGUUUAUCUAUAUUUCGAUUCAUGGUAUCAUGAUAGAGGCUGAGUGGUCCAUUCGUUGAGGUUAGACACUGAUACUACCAGAUGGAAAAGAGCAAAAUGAAGAGCUGGAGAAUGGUGAACUAAAACACCAAGAGGGAGGGAACUAUAUUAGAAUUUCAAUUAUGAUAUUCAUGCAAAAAUGUCUACAAUUAGAUUGAGAUUUUUCUUCAAUGAGAGAGGGGGCCUGGAACAAAACGACAAGGAGACCUGAGACUAAUGGAAAAUUGCUCUGAAAGCGUAAAGAUGUUAGGAAGUUGACCCUCUAAGGGUUGACGACUUUUGAGGAAAUUAUUAAGAUAAUUGCAAGUUUUCCUUUUGAAGAAAGGACAGUUAACUAAAUUGGUAAUUUCUCAAAGAAAGGAAAUUCUGAACGAAAGAAUAAAUUUUUUCAAGUUGUGAAACGAUACCCCUAAUUUCACCAGAUCUAAGUGCACAACGUAUGAUCUUCAAUGGUUGAUCAUGAAACGAAGAUAAAAAUGUGAAAGAAAAAUUUAUUCUCAGCUGAUGGUUGGUUUUCAAUCAGCUAUCCAUUCUGAGAAGAUGGCUACUUCCGUAUGCUGUCGUAUUAUUGUAAUAAUGAUCUUAAUCGCCAAAAGAAAAGAGCAAAUUAAGUGUUUGUAGGAAAAUUAGUGAACCGGAGUAUCAGUCAAUAGAGAAGGUGAAGAUUAGUGAACAAAAAACAUCGACAGGAAGAGAAGGAAUUGGUUUCUAUUUCAUCAUAAUAAUUUAGAUACUAUAUGGGUCAAGCCCCUUUUAAAGAGAAAACAACUUGACCAUUGUGAAGCCUUUUUAAAAUUAUUUUGGCUUUUAAAGAACGUUUAAUAAAUUGAAAAGUAAAGUUUCUAAGAAGAUAACAAGUUGUUCUUAUGAAUGGCUAUCAACUAAAAGUGAAACUUCUAAAGAAAUGACAAGUUAGCAUUUUAAACAAGGAUCAAGUAAUCAAAGGAAAUCUCUUAAGGAAAUAAAGGAAAGCAAAUACUCACGGAUAUAUCUGAUUCCCUUGAUCAUGUCAAAACUGUAAGCAAAUCCAGUUCUAGAUCAAAUUGCUUAAUGGAAGAUCGUUUAGGAAAAUGCAUAUGUAAAUUAGGAAUAGGGACGAGCUCAUAUUCAAAUUUGUUGACUAUACAACUCGUUGUUGACUAUAGAGGAGGCUAAUAAUGCUGGUAAAAUUUGGUCAACACCGAGUGGUCCUGAUUCAUUUCAGGAGGGGAAUCUUGAGCCUCAUGAAAAUUUUCUGUUAAUUGGCCAAUGUCACUUGGAUUCGCUGAUUUUGGGCCAGGUAGGUCCUUUAAGGUUCACUGCGGCCUUCUUUUGGCCUGAGAAUGAAUAGCAUAAAAAGAUGCUUCGCUUCUUUAGGAAGCCAGAAAAUCCUUUCCUAAAAGCAUUUGGUGGUCAAUCCUUUCCGAAAAGCAUAAGCAAUUUUUUUCCACUCCUAUCUCAGAGCACUUAGGAUCUAUAAAUAAAAAUAAAAAAGCGAAAAUCCCCAUCUCUCGCUCCUUCUUUCCCAUUUUGGGUGCAUUUCAUUAUUUUUUCUCUCUUGGUUAUUUGUUGCUUGAAUUCCAGUCAAUUUCCAUUGCAAUUGGAGAAAUAAUCUAGCAUCUCUUUAGGAUGAAUGGUCUGACUAAGAAAGAUUCAUGUACAGAUUGGGCGACUUCUGGAAGUUCUCAUCUCAUUUUUUGUGGCUUCCGGAUACAAAUUGGAGUUCAUCCUGACGGAGAGGUUUUAACAUUUCGAUGAAAGGAUAAAUUGUGCUUGGGUUUGUGCCUUGGUUAUUUAGGAGGAAAACUGAUGGUGCUGGUGGCUGAUUCACUUUUUUUCUUUCUAGACAUGCUCUUUCCAUAUUACUUCUCUGAUUAAAGAGCUCAAAACACACAGGUGUAGAAUAUAUUGUCAUCUGGGUUGUGAUCCGCAAUUGUUUUCUUGUUUGGAGCGCUAUCUGUAGUACUUUUGUUAUGCCAUUUGUUGUGGCAUUCCUUGGAUCAUUGAUGCCAUCUACAUUAUUGAAUGCGUGAUUGAAUAGAACGACAUUGCAUUUAUAUCUUUAGCUCGACUGUAGAGCGCCUUAAAAUUUUGUCUGGAUUAUUUUGCCACAUGUUAAUAAAGAUGGCAGUUUAUUCGUGAUCUGUUAUGGAUGUGGAGAACAAGUACACUGGUUUAAUUGUGCUUUACAACAUAAAUCUGUAGGUAAUCGUAAACAAAACGCGUGCUCAGUUCCGUGCAUUAGUGAAAACAAUACCUUUCUGCAUUGACGACUUGGAAAAGAUUCCAGACGUUUCAGAAAGUGUAAAGUCCAUGUUGAAGGGUCAUCCAGCAGUUAUCUUCGAAAGGGAGGUUCCUUACUGUUUCCUGUCACGAAUAGAGGAUUCAUAUGCUGAAUUAACACUUGGAUGCACUCUCAGAAAUAAGGUAAAUGCUUUCCCACUGUCUACAGGUUUAGUGGAAUCUUAGAUAUUUUUGCCCUUUCUCUUUUUUCAAUUAAUAUUUCUUGUGGGAUGAAUGUAGUACUUAAUUUAUUGAAACCUUGAUCUGAAUGUCACCUGCAGAAUGCUUGGAUAACUCUCGUACUCUUUCUUCUGCGUUCCUGUUCAACAGAAUUUCAUUCUUUUUUUUUUUAAUUUUUUUCUUCUUCCAUUUAUUUCUUAGUGACAAUCUGCCCCCUUUAAGUCAUCAAUCUGUGGCACAAUCAUUUGGGACUUGCGGACAUAAUAAUCUAUGCGCAGUCUUGUAAACGACUUUUUAUCUUUUUUAUGAACAGCACUUGAGCUCCAUAUGGAAUAACGCCUUCUAUAGUUUUACAAUAAUAUUCAUCGAAAUCUUGUCGAUUACGUACGACUGCACUCCAUACAUAGUUUAUUUUUUUGAUUUCGUGGUUGUGUGCUUCUGUUUAUAUGUUUGGUGUAGCAAAAUGAUUAAAAAUUGCACAGAAGGGACGAGUUUUUGAUCAUGUGGUUAAAUAUAUAGGUGUACUUUUCUCAUAACCAAAUGGAUCAUAACUCUAAAGAUCGAGUCCUAACUUUAAAUAUAUAGGUGUAAUGCGCAUCCAGGUCGUGCUGCUGUCCACAUGAAAAUUUGUCAAUUGGUUGACUCGAAUUCGUGGGGAAAUUGAGAGAUGACAGGGGCCAGAUUGUCAUUGCAAGUCCCUCCAAGUACUCAUAUUGAAGUCCAUGCAUUGACUCAGAUAAAACCUUUUGCCUUAUAAGUGAUAGAACGUCUCAGAAUGCCAUUUUUGCGCCAAAUAUUGAGUGUGAACGAGUGCUUCUUCGCUUAUAGUCUUUUUAGUUCUGAACCUGAAGUCUUGAUUUUUCUCUGCUUUAAGAAAACCAUUCGACUGAAUCCUUGUGUUUUAUCUUCUACUAGACGUUGACUUUUGAGGAUGCUUCAGGAAGAGUUAUUGUUCUUGAUGUUGUUGACAAUUUCAGAGCUUUUUCCCCACUUGGGGUAAUUUCUGAAGAAAAAAUAUGCAGCCUUUUUGUUGGAGAAAUCCCUUAGAUUAGAUCUUGUUUCAUAAUUCGAAACUGGGUUCGAUUUAAUAAUCCAGGCUUUAAUAACCAUGUUUUUGUGAGUAAUUAACAGGGGAAGGCCGAGUUGUACGCCACAGAGCAGGACAUAUUGCUGCAGGUGACCCAGAUCAUCAGGCAACAUGGCGCCAGACUGGGGAGCACUCUGAACAGCCUUAAUAGCCGCUGA
This is a messenger RNA of Spirodela intermedia, 9778 nucleotides long. The record is from the annotation of a GenBank genome assembly. NCBI's taxonomy places the organism in Eukaryota, Viridiplantae, Streptophyta, Magnoliopsida, Alismatales, Araceae.